UCUGUACUCACUUUUAAGAACUGAAUUUUCAAAUCUUAAAAUUUAAAGCGCAUACUUUUGGCCAGCUGCGGGUUGGAGAGGCCAGCAAUGGCGGCGUCGACCAAGAGGAGGCUAUCCCGAGAAUCCUACGACGUGGCGAUUCUCUGCCCUUUGGAGGUAGAGCUAACACCCGUCAAAUGCCUGAUGGACGAAGAACAUGCGCGACUCCCGCCCGUACGCGGCGAUUCAAACUGUUAUACACUCGGACAACUAUCUGGACAUAAUGUUGUUGUUGCAUCCUUGCCUGCAGGUUAUCAGGGCAAGGUUUCGGCAGCCAAUGUCGCCAACGGCAUUUCGAAAUCGUUUCCAUCAAUCACUCUUCGUCUGCUUGUUGGUAUAGGUGGUGGAAUUCCGAGUAUAAGGCAUGAUAUCAGGCUUGGAGAUGUUGUGAUUAGUACACCAUCGGGUGAUAAGGGCGGGGUUGUUGAAUACGAUUUAGGAAAGAGCACAAUCACAGGGUUCCAAAGAAAAGGGUAUUUAUGUCCUCCACCAACAGAAUGGCUGGCAGUACUCGGCCAGAUGCGAUCCGACCACAGAAUCCAUGGCUCGAAGGUUUCCCAAUUUAUUCAAGACAUUCUACAAAAAUAUCCGCAAUUGUCCGAAUACUCCCGACCGCUGGACUCUCCAGACGUUCUAUUCAAUUCGAAAUACCACCAUAAAUCCAAGAAAAGUACUUGCGAAGAAUGCGACAAGAGUCAGAUCGUCGAACGUCCUGUGCGUGGAAAUUACGUGCACUACGGCCUCAUUGCCUCGGGAGACCGAGUCAUCAAAAACGCAUCCGAACGAGAGAAAAUAGCGAAAUCACUUGAUGAUGUGCUAUGUUUUGAAAUGGAAGCAGCUGGAUUGAUGAAUGACUUCAGGUGUAUCGUUAUCAGGGGAAUAUCUGACUAUGCCGAUUCGCACAAGAAUGACCGAUGGCAGCCAUAUGCUGCUCUUGCUGCUGCUGGUGUGGCGAAAGAAUUACUUGGCUAUAUACAUCCUACACAAGCUGGACUAUCCUCUGUUUCUUCAGUCGGUGUAUUUGAGAUUCUCAAAAAUGCAUACUCUGCCCAAAGUCGACUUCAAAUUUUGCGAAUAUCCGGGGCAAGUUUACCAAUGAAGGAAUGCUACAUCAAUCUGAGCGUUAUCCGCAUCUCGGCCAACAAAAAGCACACUUCUAUCCAAGACCGCAACCGACCCUGGCUAAACAUGGGAAGCGAAUAUACUUCUAAUAAUGAAAAUCUAUUGUUAGAUAACCUUUUUGAACAUAUCAAAGACUCGAAUGGCAAACUCAAACCGGUGAAACGGAUUUUAAUUCAAGGUCAUGCCGGUGUUGGCAAAACCACCCUCUGCAAGAAAAUAGUUUACGAGUUCUUAUAUGGCAGUAUGUGGCAUGAUUUGUUCGAUUGGGUGGUUUGGAUACCUCUCCGAAGACUUAAACAGAGUGCGGAUAGGACUUCAUACAAUCUUGGGGAUUUUCUCUAUGAGGAAUACUUUUUCCAGCAUCCAGAUGGAAGGUCUCUAGCGCAGAAAGCAUGGGAAAUACUUGAAGUGAUGAAUUCUCGCAACCGAUGUCUGUUCCUUCUCGAUGGUCUGGAUGAGGUAUGGCACGAAUGGGAGACUGGACAAGCUAUGCGAAAAUUCCUUCAUAAUAUCCUUGAAAUGCCCUGGACUAUAGUGACAACGCGGCCUUAUGCAUCUGGACAGCAUUUUGUAACGGAUAUCGACCUCGAAGCUGAAACCGUCGGAUUCCAACGUCAACAGAUAUUGAGUUAUGUUAAUAAUUCUGAAAUUGUUGCAGACAGAUCUAUAGCAGAAGAUAUAUUAACGUUCCUAAAAGUGAACCCACAGCUUGAAACCUUUUUCGCGAUUCCAAUUCAAUUGGAUGCGAUGUGCUAUAGCUGGAACACUGGAUUUCUUUCCGACUCGUCAAAGACGAUGACAUCUAUUUACCAGGCAGUCGUUCUCAAGCUAUGGCAGAAAGACAUCGUCCGCCUCCAAAAGAAGUGGAAUGAGAAGCAAAUCACAGAAGAAGUUGCUCGAUGCUUUCAAGAUCAUCAAAUUGAAAGAGUAGCCCAAGAGGAAGUCGCCAUUGUCGAGAUUCUAGCUUUCACUGGACUUUACAACAACCUUAUCGAGUUUAAUCCACGCGAUCGUGCGCAUAUAUAUCAAUUGACGCCAUCCCAAAAAGAGCAAGCGCCGCUAUCGGAGCAUAUCAUCGAAUAUCUCUCAUUCCUACGAUCCUCCAACCAGCCAAUGGAAAAGGGUGUACGAGACUACUAUUUUUUACACUUGACUUUUCAAGAGUUCUUUGCCGCUCGAUAUUUUGUGAGACAUUGGCUGGGGUCCGAAGAGAUGUCCUGUUUGACUGUCAUGGGAGCGCGGCCACAGACUUCUCUUAUUACACCUCUUUCUUUUCUGCAAAAGGAAAAGUACAGUCCGAGAUAUCGUAUUUUUUGGCAGUUUACAUCAGGGCUUCUCGAAGCAGGAUGGGGGCAGAUUACACCUACAAGAGAUCCUCUGAACUACUUUUUCGAAUGCGUUGACGACGAACCCCGUGAUCUUUUAGGCCUGUUACACCACCGAUUGAUAAUUUCUUGCCUCGGAGAAGUACCCAGAUGGGAGGCGUCGGAUACUGGGAAGAAUACAAAUUUGAUUGAGUAUCGGCAGCUACAGUGGGCACUACUCCUGUAUAAACUCUUUCAUCGAGAUUGGAGUGCUUUUCAUAGACUGCCAGAUCAUCUUUUACUCCGGAUUCUUGACGACGGACCAGAAACUAUGUUGGUGGAUGUAAUGAAGACUAUCCGUGGACGGCCUUACCUCUCGUUACCGAUUCUCCGGGCCGCCUGUUCAUUGCUAGAGACUAGCAAAUCUAAAGAGUUGAAAGUAGAGGCAUUUUCGGUUUUAGUAUAUCACCAUAAGUCUCUUUCUGCGAGUGAUAUCUGUCUUCUGAUUCGUUAUCUCUGGAAUGUAGACCCGAUAAUGACUUAUGAUUCACUCAGUUCCAUACAGUUCUGCCAAGAUGUGCCGGAAUCAAUACUCCAUUUUCUGGUGGACAUCAUCGAUACUUCUCGUGGGAGACUGCAUGCACUGGUAAAACGUUUUUUGCGUAGACAAUGUCUACCAGAAGCCAUAAUACAUAGAAUUGCCCUUCUUAUCGACCAUGCUCCCGCAGAGACAAGUCGUCUUGCAUCCGGUUGCAUUGGUUAUACGUCGACGCCCUCCAGUGAAACAUUCCGUUUACUAGAAAAGAUGAUCGUGCAUCAAAGCGACUUCGUUUUUAUCAACACUCAGCGCUUCAUUCAACAUGUUCAAGCAUUCCCAGAAGAAUUUGUUAUGAAUUUCGUUCAGCGCCUUGGCGGUACAAAUGAAAUAAUUAGGCGGAGGGCAGCAAGACUAUUCACUUGUUCAAAUAGAGUCAAGCCAGAAGCCCUAUACGAUGCUUUAUUUUCACUCAUUCAUGAAAAUGAAGACGAAUUGAGACGCGACGCAAUUUUGGGGAUAUUUUCUGGAACAUGUCCUCCUGAAAGACUGAUAAAACCAAUGCUUCUCCUCUUAGAAGGGAAGCAAAAGAAGCCAAAACUCGACCUUCUUAUUGCCUUCAAAAGUUGCACUUACGACUUGAAAGGUAGUUGGCCCGAAAAUGUAGUUGAUUCGAUGAUCAGGCUUCUUGCCAGUGACGACUGUGAGCUACGAUGUGGCGCGUUAGAAGUGCUUUCUAAAGAUGUAUUCAGUCAUUUCCAAGACUUUGAGAUUUUGACUCGACUUUUUUUCGAUGGCGAUGAGCGUGAAAAAGGCUUGAUUCUUGAUUGUCUUCGGCGGCCAGGUCUGCCCCUCCAUACAAUUGAGGGAGUAAGCGAAUACAUUAUUUAUGGUGGUGAAAGUAACAUAGAUAAAGUUAUUGCAGUUCUGAGCUGCCAAGAUAACUUGUCACUGAGGGUGUUUCAGAAUCUAGUUCAACUUCUAAGAAGGGAUGAUCUUGAUGCUAUGCAAAAGGUCGUACUGCUUUUUCGGAAUAGAAGCGAUCUACCAUCUGAAAUCCUUGAAGUAUUACUGCAAUAUUUUGGAGACGAAAAUCGAGAUACUGAUCCUGAUAUUGACGAAUUCUUUUCGGAUCGGGUGUGCUUGCCUGAUGAAAUGUUAACAGCUCUUUCUCAGGUCGUUAUAAAUGGGCCACCACUAGCGAAAGUCAAAGCAAUGUCUGUCAUCUGGGGCCAUAAAUCUGUAAGAGAUAUCAGUGAUACUUUGAUAUCAUUUCUUGCAGUCGAUGAUGUUAGAAUCCAAAAUGCGGCCAUGUGGGCGUUGGUGAACAGUUGGUCUGUCCUGCCAGCCAAGACAACCAAAGCAGUAUUGACACAUUUUAAAAAUGACAUUUCUGGAAUAUUUGACCCUGAUAUACUUCAAUAUCUUAUAGAUCCAUGUAUGGAUACAUUGCCCUCGUUGCUUAUGCAUCUUGAUGUGGAUUAUUUAAAGAUAAUGAUUCUAUCAUUGACUUAUAACGCGUUGUUUUCGACAUAUCCCAAUUUUAGCUUGUAUAUACACGAUGGGAAGCUCUUCGUGGACACAUCUGAAGACUUGAGCGAAACUGCAUUUGAAAAUGCCGAACACGAAGCAGAGUUUCGCUGCAGAAUUCAAGACGCACGAGAGGCCAUUGGUAUUUAUUUACCCAAUGCGUGAUAUCAUUCGCAUUUUUUAUCUAACUUGGAUAUUCUCGGGGUUUAACGAUAUUCACAAUUGUCAAUCCAGAUUAAAAACCCUAUAAUCUUUAUCUACGUCGACAGUUAAUGUAAUGAUCCGGUAAUGUGCAGAAAAGGAUAGUAUCUUUUCUCUCCACAUCUAGCAACCCAGAAGACUCUUCAAAUAGACUAUGGCGACUCCUUGAAAGGAUAAUGUGAC
Talaromyces proteolyticus is the source of this 4914-nucleotide messenger RNA. RefSeq lists its product as uncharacterized. The transcript has 2 exons. Gene Ontology annotation, molecular function: catalytic activity. The record is from RefSeq and is a predicted model, not a curated record. The coding region runs from base 88 to 4695 and encodes 1535 amino acids. Gene Ontology annotation, biological process: nucleoside metabolic process. NCBI's taxonomy places the organism in Eukaryota, Fungi, Ascomycota, Eurotiomycetes, Eurotiales, Trichocomaceae.